GCCAGAGUCCGCUCCGUAUGAAAACCACGCUUCCUAAAACAGAUAAGGAUCCCGCGAUGCAAUACUGCCAGCUGCUGCCCGUGAAGCAACUUCCACGUCAGAGAGGAGCGGAGAGAGACCUUCGUUGUCCCUUAUCAGCUGCCGCCUGCACCGUACCUGUUCACGGAAUAGCCAACAGGCAGGUAUGCAGCUGUUUCUGCUUCUCACUACGGAAGAAGUUUGUCGCGUAGGCGUCUGUUGUUUUCAGGCAAACUGGGUUUACAGUAAAGCCUCGGGACAGUUCGAGCUGUAACUGACAGUAACGUUUAUUCUCACGCCAUAUUUCCUCGAUACAUGGUCGAGGCUGUCAGGGACGAAUAAUUUAAAUCAAACAACGGUUAACUACAGCACCAGUCCAGCAUGUCAGGGAUGACAGCCAGUACAGCAAACUACCUGUGGUCUUUACAAGAUGUCCUCGGCCAAGGGGCUACUGCCAAUGUCUACAAGGCACGCCAUAAGAAGUCAGGUGAACUGGUAGCCGUCAAGGUGUUUAAUGUGGUGAGCUACAACCGUCCCCAUGAGGUCCAGAUGAGAGAGUUUGAGAUGCUGAGGAAGCUCAACCACAGCAAUAUUGUCAAGCUGUACGCUGUGGAAGAGCUGCCCUCUAAACAGAAGGUGCUGGUGAUGGAGUAUUGUUCAGGAGGAAGUCUGCUCAGCCUUCUCGAAGAGCCAGAAAAUGCCUUUGGUCUGCCCGAAACAGAGUUCCUCACAGUUUUGCAGUGUGUAGUGCAGGGAAUGAACCACCUGCGGGAAAAUGGAGUGGUACAUCGGGACAUUAAGCCAGGCAACAUCAUGCGGCAGGUUGGGGAGGAUGGCAAGUCUGUUUAUAAGCUGACUGACUUUGGAGCAGCAAGAGAGCUGGAAGAUGAUGAGAAGUUUGUGUCUAUCUAUGGAACUGAAGAGUAUCUGCACCCAGACAUGUAUGAGCGUGCUGUGCUACGUAAGCCUCAUCAGAAAUCCUACGGCGUGAGUGUAGACCUGUGGAGUAUUGGUGUGACAUUUUACCACGCUGCCACUGGGGGUCUUCCCUUCACACCGUAUGGGGGACCCCGCAGGAACAAGCCAACCAUGUAUAAAAUAACUACAGAGAAGCCUAUGGGGGCAAUAGCUGGAAUACAGCGGGUGGCGGACGGGCCUAUAGAGUGGAGCUACCACCUACCUCACAGCUGCCAACUCUCACAGGGUCUUAUGGUGCAGCUGGUUCCAGUACUAGCUGGGAUACUAGAGGCUGACCAGGAGAGGUGCUGGGGCUUUGACCAGUUCUUCACUGCCACCACAGACAUACUCCAGCGGCAGCCAGUUCACCUCUUCUCUUUGCAACAGGCCAUGGCGCAUUGCAUCUACAUACACCACUACAACACGGUGUCAGUAUUCUUCGAGGAGGUGGCGUCACAGACAGGUAUAGGAGUACAGCUGCAACAUCUGCUAUACCUGGGUCACGACCUCCCUCUGGAGGGCAACAUGAAGGUGGUCAACCUCCCGAAUACUUCACCUGCGCGGCCCCUCAUUCUUCUCAGCUACGGGCCUGAAGCAAAUACCAGCCUACCCUUCAGAGAGCCGGAUACUCCAGUCAUCCCGUCCAAGUUUGACGUAAUAGUAGACUACAACUUCUCAAAGGUAAUAGUGGGAGUGGUCCACCAGUAUCUAAGGAUAAUACAGCUGCUGCACACACACCGAGAGCUGCUACUGCAAGGAUAUUACAGCUACAUGAUGAGAUUGCGAAAGGAGUGUGGAGAAGCAAUGCACGGUAUUGCGAUGAUCACCAUUAGACUGCAGUCUUGCUUCAAUGUAGAACACAGGAUACACACACUAGGCCAUUACGCUUCAGAAAACCAAGGUUCAGCUGAUAACAGUCAAAAGCUGCAGCUGGUUCAUAAGCACUUGCCGAUAUACGCUGCCAGCAUCCAAGAGUUUCAGAACCGACUGGACCAUCUGCAGAUAGAACAGGCCAAGCUAGCAGAGACGCUGGCCAAUGACAAAAGCUGUCAGAAGAUGGAGAUGCUGCUGCAGAAGAUAAUGGCAAUUCAUCAGCAUUAUCGUAAAGACAGAAUUACUGGUGAGUUGGCAUAUAAUGAUGAGCAAAUCCACAAGUUUGAGAAAAUCCACCUGUCGUCCCACAUUAAGCGAGUGAAGUCGCUCUUCAGAGAGGACUGUGUGCAGAGAUACAAAGAGCUUUUGGCCUCAACAAGGACGUGGAGCAGUGUUUUACUAGAGAUGCAGACCCGACUGCAGGACUUCAGCUCUUUCUCCACAGGCUUGUUGGCAGACCUGGAGAUGAGUGAGCAGUGCCAAAAUAAGUCUCUGGAUAGAAUCCUUUUCAGUCUGCAGUCCAAGAGAGCAGGACAACAGCCUGGAAUUACAUCAACGGACAAGGACCAGAUGGUCUCCAGGAUGCACCAUCUGAAGGAGGAAAUGGAGAUCUUGGUGAGGGAGCUACAGUGUAACAACAGCAUUAUUGAGAGUCUGGGAGUAGUGAACUCUACAGCAGCUCUGGAGCCUAGCUUGGCCAGACCUUCUACACUGUGACAGAAGUGCAGCAUCUUUGGAUCUCAACUCACACAUGCACAUAGACUCUGACAAGCACCUGUUUUUAACUGCCACUCAUGAACAGUUGUGGACAGUGUACUGGAUUGCCUUUCAAGGACCGGCUGCAGCUCUUGCUGCAGGAAGACGAAGCAGCCGAAGACGAUCAAUAAAAUGUGAAUCUCAAUUUAGAGAUAAGAUGCACAGAAUGGAGAAGGAGGAAACGGCAUUGAUGGAUUUUUACUCAGUGUGUGUGUGUGUGUGUGUGGGGCUGGCAACCGAGUACAGCAGUUCAAUAUAAACCUCGUUAAUGCCUUUAGUGUUAUUGUAUUUCUAAUAGGCAGCCACAGUGAUGAACCGUCAGGAUAAAGCACAAUGUCUGCCAAGUCAGCUGCUGUGUUUUUCUAAGGCUGUUCUUCUUUCUCCCUCAGAAGCUCUGCGACAUCUGGAGAUCCUUAAAUUAUUGAUUUAAUUAGACUGAUUGUAUACCUCUCUGUCUGUGUAUGUAUGUACGGUAUGUAUACGUGUGUGUCUGUGUGUGUGUGUGUGUCUGUGUGUGCGCUGAAGGAAGAGCUUAACUUGUCUGCUGUCUUUUUCUCUCGUGGUUGAUCAUUCAAAUGCUUUCACGUGACUUAAUUUUUAGGUUGACCUCAAGUAUAUCAUUGUCAUUUCAAAGAAUGAAUAGUGAUUGAUUACGUCACUGAUUGAUUGUCUGCUGAUUGUGCUCUCCAGGCACACAGCACUGUAGUUUUGAUGUUACAUUUGUCUGUCUUUCUGUUGAUUUUUAACUUAAAUGAUUAGUUAUUUCUCUGUAUUAUCAUAGGUUUCACUGUAAAAGAGAAGUAACAAAGUCAGGGAAACUCAGCGCUCACCACAGCAUCUCCUUUUAAACAGAAGUACAUAAAGCCAACACAGUCCAGUGACAUUACAACAAAUUAACAGGCUGAAAUGACAUUAGCCAGUGUAGUUCAAAUGCUGGGGAAAUCCCAGGGUUUGGUAUUUGUUUAUAAAGGGGUCACGUGUGAUGUCUGAGUGUCGACAAAAUUGUAAGAUAUACUUUUGCUGUACUUAUAAACAUUUUUGCUAUA
Molecule: messenger RNA, 3650 nt
Organism: Chelmon rostratus (copperband butterflyfish)
Lineage: Eukaryota; Metazoa; Chordata; Actinopteri; Chaetodontiformes; Chaetodontidae
Gene: ikbke
Product: inhibitor of nuclear factor kappa B kinase subunit epsilon
Exons: 21
Coding region: 400-2565 (721 amino acids)
Biological process (GO): peptidyl-serine phosphorylation
Cellular component (GO): cytoplasm
Molecular function (GO): protein serine/threonine kinase activity; ATP binding
Source: RefSeq, a predicted model, not a curated record